Adineta ricciae is the source of this 1782-nucleotide messenger RNA. The record is from the annotation of a GenBank genome assembly. NCBI's taxonomy places the organism in Eukaryota, Metazoa, Rotifera, Eurotatoria, Adinetida, Adinetidae.
AUGAUGUCUUUCGCAAAGGAGAAAAAAAAGAAAAUAUUUGGUAUUCGUCGUACACUUCUUAAUGCAAUGUGUUUAACCUUCGAAAACCUACCCGAUGAAAUAAUCUUAUACAUAUGUCAAUAUCUUCGUGGAGCUGAUGUUUUAUAUUCCUUUUACAAUCUGAAUACUCGACUGAACACAGCCCUAACAGGCUAUUGUCGGUAUGUGAAUCUCAUGGGAGUUGCAUAUAAAAAGUUAACAUAUGUGAUAUAUCAUGUUCUACCAUGUAUUGGACAACAUGUUCGAUCGUUCUGUCUGAAUACAUACUGGGAAAGUAUGAUUCCUGACCAAUUAAGUCAGCUUCUGUACAGUUCACGUUUAUGCGGGAUAUUUCCUUACAUUGAAAACUUGACUGUGCGUGGAUUUUCAAGUGAAAGAUUACAAGUUUUUCUUGAUUGUAUAGAGAAUCUUCCACGGUUGGACAAUUUAAAAAUUCAAUUUCUCUCUGGGAGUUCAACCGGUAUCUGCCUGAGGAAAUUAUUCUCAGCGAAUCAAGGUCGACUUUCAAAAGUCUUCUUCGAUUGGAAUUCGAUAGAUUUAGAUAUACCUCAAGAUACUUCGGACAUAUCUUGUCCAAACAUUCAAGAAUUAACCAUACCAUUGACAUCGAUUAACACGCUAGCACGUUUGUGUAAAGUCAUCCCAAAUGUUCAUUGCCUGCACGUUAAUCUUGGUACUUUUUUUGUUGAUAUUGGGAACUGUGCAGAAGCCUUCGAGGAUGUCUCGCCUCUGCUUCGUUUAGUUGAUUUCAGCAUAGAUUCGAUUGAUUGGUUCUGCCCUUUCGAUGCUUUCGUUGCUAUGAUUCGAAAGAUGCCUUCGUUACAAAAACUCAAGUUUAACCUGUGUACAGAAGAGGAGUCUUUUCUAGUCGAAGAAAAUAUUCGAAUGAAUUUACCUAUUUCGUGUUAUCAAAUCGAUUAUUUCAUUGAUUAUAGUCCUUCUGAAAUGGAUUCUGAAAUAAAAAAUCUUCUUACUUCCAAACGAACUGUUCCUUCAUCCGUUCAUCUUUUAUUUGAUGAAACUCAUGAUAUUCUCAAUAUUCAUACCGUUCCAUGCUGCAUACAAUCCUUUGUUUUAUCUGGAUCUGUCGCAAAACAAAUGAUGUCAGGUUCAUCAUACGCCGAACAUAUUCGAAAUUUACAUAUUUACGAUGCACAGUGUUUAAACGAUGUAUUUCAAAUACUACAACAUUUUCGUCACCUUCAUACUCUUUCGAUCAAUACGCUCAACAGUCUGACUAUGUUGAACAAUUCGACAACUUCCAACAAGCCGAUCGUCUUUCACUUGCCAUAUCUAAAACAACUCCGUAUUGACGGAACAUGUGAAUUGUCAAACUUACUUGAUGCAGCGUCAGACCUCUAUCAGUUUAAUGUUGAUUUCGAUUGUGUGAAAAUGUUCAUUCAGAAUCAUGCUCGUUCAACUCGAACAAAUGUUAGAUCUAUCGACAUCUUUAACUGGACGGAUACUCAUGCCGAAUUAUUGCAGCAUAUUACUCAAACUUUCGUUACUCUCAAUCACGUCAAUAUUCACAUGGCCAGUAGAACGUCAACUAUGGAUUCGUUUCUACUAGAGUAUCUUCCGGUAUGUAAAAAUGGUAUGCAAGUUUCGCUCGGUGUAAAAGGAUCGCUUUCCGAACAAGUUCAGACUAAUAUUCGCCAAUGGGUUAUCGAUCAUUCCCAUCUAAGCGAAAAGGAUUCAUUUGCUGUACAAUACCGGCGAGAUUGGUUCCAAUUAUGGUUUUAA